This is a messenger RNA of Meloidogyne enterolobii, 382 nucleotides long. NCBI's taxonomy places the organism in Eukaryota, Metazoa, Nematoda, Chromadorea, Rhabditida, Meloidogynidae. The record is from the annotation of a GenBank genome assembly.
UCAUUUUAUUAUAUGGAUUAUAUUAUUGCUUUAUUAUUUUUAAGCUUCAUCUUUUAUUGCUUCACCUUUUUUACUUCAAGUUUUUUGCUUCACCUUUUUGCUUCAACUUUCUUGCUUCAAGUUUUUCCUUCAUCUUUCUUGCUUCAAGUUUUUGCUUUACCUUCUUGCUUCAUAUUUUUGCUUCAACUUUUAUUGCUUCACCUUUUUGCUUCAAGUUUUUAGUUUCACCUUUCUUGCUUCAAGUUCUUGCUUCACCUUUCUUGCUUCAUCUUUCUACUUCAUUUUUUUUGCUUCUGCUUAACACUUGUUGCUUCACUUUUUUGCUUCACCUUUUCUGGUUUAAUUUUUGUUGCUUCAUCUCUUUCACGGAUAAAUAUUUACU